Miscanthus lutarioriparius is the source of this 1206-nucleotide messenger RNA. NCBI's taxonomy places the organism in Eukaryota, Viridiplantae, Streptophyta, Magnoliopsida, Poales, Poaceae. The record is from the annotation of a GenBank genome assembly.
AUGGACAGCGCCAGCAGCCUCGUGGACGACACCAGCAGCGGCGGCGGCGCGUCCACGGACAAGCUAAGGGCUUUGGCCGUCGCCGCCGCCGCCUCGGGGCCGCCGCUGGAGCGCAUGGGCAGCGGCGCCAGCGCGGUCGUGGACGCGGCCGAGCCUGGGGCCGAGGCGGAUUCCGGCUCUGCCGCCGCCCCGGGCUCCGCCUCCGGUGCCGCCGCCGCAGUGGGCGUGGGCAGGAAGCUGCCGUCGUCCAGGUACAAGGGCGUGGUGCCGCAGCCCAACGGGCGGUGGGGCGCACAGAUCUACGAGCGGCACCAGCGCGUGUGGCUCGGCACCUUCGCGGGCGAGGCCGACGCCGCGCGCGCCUACGACGUCGCGGUGCAGCAGUUCCGGGGCCGCGACGCGGUCACCAACUUCCGCCCGCUCGCGGACGCCGACCCGGACGCCGCCGCCGAGCUCCGGUUCCUCGCGUCCCGCUCCAAGGCCGAGGUCGUCGACAUGCUCCGCAAGCACACCUACUUCGACGAGCUCGCGCAGAAUAAGCGCGCCUUCGCAGCCGCCGCCGCCGCCGCCGCGUCGCUAGCCAUCAACAACAACAACAACCAUUCCUCCCACGCGUCGCCCUCCCCCGCGACGGCGCGGGAGCACCUCUUCGACAAGACGGUGACCCCCAGCGACGUGGGCAAGCUGAACCGGCUGGUGAUCCCGAAGCAGCACGCCGAGAAGCACUUCCCGCUGCAGCUCCCGUCCGCCGGCGGCGAGAGCAAGGGCGUGCUCCUCAACCUGGAGGACGCCGCGGGCAAGGUGUGGCGGUUCCGCUACUCCUACUGGAACAGCAGCCAGAGCUACGUGCUCACCAAGGGCUGGAGCCGCUUCGUCAAGGAGAAGGGCCUCCAGGCCGGCGACGUCGUCGGCUUCUACCGCUCGUCCGCGGCCGGCGCCGGCGCCGACAGCAAGCUCUUCAUCGACUGCAAGCUGCGGCCUAACAGCGUCGUCACCGCCUCGACGACGACAAGCCCCGUGGGGUCAUCGCCUCCGGCGCCGGUGGCGAAGGCCGUGCGUCUCUUCGGCGUCGACCUGCUGACGGCACCAGCCACCGCCUCAGCGCCGGCGGACGCCAUGGCCGCCGGGUGCAAGAGAGCCCGGGACUUGGCCUCGCCCCCGCAGGCGGCGUUCAAGAAGCAGCUCGUGGAGCUGGCACUAGUGUAG